AUGGACGAAAAAAUCGUGGUAGACCCUUACGAAGAGCAGCUGCGUCAUGAGCAAAAGCUCGCGCGCCAGUCUCGUCAAUUGCCACCAGAUGAAGACCUUCCUCAAUACAGCCCUCCAGCAUCUUCAAGCCAUGUAGCCCCUUCCGAUUCAAAAAUGGCCAAUCUUAUUCCACAGCCUCUGGACCCUAAUCGACCGCGCACACUGCCUGCUGGAUCAGGAUAUGGACCUCCAUCAAGCGCAGGUCCCAGUCAUGGGCAUUCCCCGAGCAUUGAGCCGGAUUGCUCACCGGAAUUCAACGCUCGCGGUGUUGAGCAGUACGGUGGCUCUCAAAACCCUGGGCCGGGCUAUGGUACCCCUCAGAAUGCAGGACCAGGAUACGGUCCCCCCCCGACUUCUGGGCACGGGUAUGCGUCUCCUCCAAAUGUAGGAGCAUAUGCUCCCCCUCCAAACGGUGACCCCUAUGGUCAUCAGAAUCCAGGGCCCUAUGGCCCCCCUCAACACAUGGACCAAGGGUAUCCUCUCCCCAACGCAGGGCCUGGUUACGGUACACCAUCUCCAAACGGCGGUCAAGGCUACGGCCCACCCAUGAACGCAGGGCCUUAUGGUCUCCAGAAUCCGGGGCCGUAUGGCUCCCCUCAGCCCACGGAGCAAGGAUACGGUAUUCCCCCAAACGCAGGACCAGGCUUUGGUACACCCCCCAAUGCAGGGCAAGGUUAUGGCCCUCCCCCAAAUGUAGCACCAGGCUAUGGUGCACCUGUGCCCAACAUGCCUCCAAGCAACAUUAUGGCCAUUCCUGCUCUCACACCCGAUAAGGAUGCACCAUUCAUUCGCGCAUAUCCUCCAAUGCUGCAAAAUCACCAGAUCCCUCAAGACUUCUUCUUUAGACUUCUGGAUAAGCUCAACGAUGCAAUGGGCCACAGCCCGCCAAUGCAAGUUCUAGAUGUGACGGGUGGAAUGCUCUCAUCUGUGCCAAUUUUGUUCCCGCUUCGCUGGAUCGGAGCAUCAGUCAGUUCUCUUGCAAACUUCAGCAGUCAAGAAAUGGGAAAGAGCAAGGCCGAUGGUAUUGUUCGCACAGCAAACAAGGAAAUUUUCAAUUCACGCGGAUUGAUAGCUCAGAUCGCUAAGCUUCCGGCCGUUGCUCAAAUCACCAAUAUGCCCGUUCUCGAUUCUGAGGGUAACAUUGAUCCAAACGCACCUCUUAUCAACCAGCUGAGUGAGCUUCCAUGUGGGGGUACAGAUCUUGCCAAUGAAGUGGACUUCCAACAACGACGUAUCCAAUUGUUCCAACCUUGGAUUGCUCCACUCGUGGUUGAUACCGAUCUACCAUGGAAAGGCAAGUCUGGAUUGCACAAAUUCAAUGCCAAGGUCAAAAACUAUCAUCAAGGGGCCGCACGGAAGCAUGGAAGAGGCCCUCCGGUCAUUGAUCCAAGCAAGGCCGACCCUGAUCUUUGGAGAGCCCUUUGGCUUGUUAUUCGACCACUUGAUGAAGAUCAAAAGGGGCCUGUACCACCCAGACUCUACACAGGAAAUACCCGUGGCAACCAGAAAGCGAAAGCAAAAUCACAAAAUUCCCAUUGUUUUGGCUAG
Penicillium angulare is the source of this 1587-nucleotide messenger RNA. RefSeq lists its product as uncharacterized. The transcript has a single exon. Bases 1 to 1587 code for a protein of 528 amino acids. The record is from RefSeq and is a predicted model, not a curated record. NCBI's taxonomy places the organism in Eukaryota, Fungi, Ascomycota, Eurotiomycetes, Eurotiales, Aspergillaceae.